AUGGAAACAGAUGUUGUUAAAAACACUGCUCCUCAAACAUCCAUUGCAAGAAAGAGGAGAAAGCUUAUUCUUAAAGCAAAGAGGGAUUAUCGAAACCGUGUCAGAUCAAGCAACCUCACUUCCCAUCUAAAUCAUAAUUUUACAUCUUCUGUAACAUAUGAAACCACUAUUGAAACAGCUAUGGCUAGAAAGAGAAGGAAAAUAAUCUUGGAUAACAGAAAAAGAUUGAGAAAUUUGUUCAAUACUGAAGUUAGUAGGGUUCAAAAUACAAACAACAUUGUUAGUCAAAGUCAGAACAUGGAUCAUGCAUCUACUUCAAAUUAUAAUAUGUCAAGUCAGUCCAUGGAUCAUCCAUCUACCUCAAAUCAUAAUAUGUCUGUUGAAUCUCAUUAUGAGGACAAUAAUGACUCCAACUCUGAGAAUAAUUUAGAAUCUUCUAAUAGUUCCGACUCUGACGAAGAUUCAGACCCGGCACAAUUACAGGAGGCCCAUCUUCAAGAAUAUUACGAUAUUGGCGACCAAAGUUAUGAAUGCGCACACUGCCAAGCAUGUAUGUGGUACCAGGAAAAAGUCAAUAGACACAAAAUUACAGCAACUCCUCGCUUUUAUCGUUGUUGCCGUGGAGGAAAAAUUGUUCUUCCGUUCCUUGAACAACCUCCACAGGUGUUGCAACAUCUUUUAUUUAAUAAAACAUAUCCAGACAGUAAAAACUACCAGGCUAACAUACGAACAUACAACGCAAUGUUCUCAUUCACUUCCCCUGGAAUGAAGUUCGACACAACAUACUCUAAAAGAGGAGGACCCCCUACUUUGAGACUGCAGGGUCAGACCUGUCAUCGAAUUGGUACAUUGCUGCCAGAAAGAGGGCAACCUCCGCAAUAUGCUCAAUUAUACAUCUAUGACACGGACAAUGAAGUUGAACACAGAAUAAAAUGUUUCAAGGACAAUAAAGGCAUCGAGCGACCGGUUGUCAAAAAGCUCAAGAUGAUGUUAGAUGAGAACAAUGUUCAUGCCAAAGCUUUUAGAAUGGCAAGGGAUGUUUUAAGGACAAAUUCUUUCACAGAUUUAAAACUCAGGCUUAUUUCUGAUAGAUCCGAAGAUGGCCGUGUUUACAACAAACCUACGGUCUCAGAAGUGGCUGCACUCAUUGUGGGAGACAUUGAUUCUGCUGAUAAAAGGGACAUCUUAAUUCAGCGCCGCGAUGGUGGUUUGCAGCGAAUAGAUGAGUUUCACCCAGCAUAUUUGGCUUAUCAGUAUCCUCUUAUAUUUCCUUAUGGGGAAGAUGGUUACAGGAAAAAUAUAAUGCACAGAUAUCGCCAUGAAACUGAGGUCACUAAGAGAAACCGUCAAAGCAUUAAGGAUUGGUUUUCUUACCGGUUACAACAACGUCGCAAAGAGGCAAAAACACUACUUUACUCAAGACGCCUAUUUCAACAAUUCUUAGUCGACGGCUAUGCUAUGAUGGAAUCCGAACGACUGAAUUGGUUGAGAGAUAAUCAAUCGAAAUUAAGAGUGGGCAAAUAUAAUAAUUUGGCCGCUCAAACUGAUGGCGAUACAAGAAAUGAACACCAAAAGCGAGGAAAACGAGUUGUUCUUCCAUCAACAUUUGUUGGUAGCAAGAGAUAUAUGGAUCAACAAUAA
Molecule: messenger RNA, 1641 nt
Organism: Vicia villosa (hairy vetch)
Lineage: Eukaryota; Viridiplantae; Streptophyta; Magnoliopsida; Fabales; Fabaceae
Exons: 3
Coding region: 1-1641 (546 amino acids)
Source: RefSeq, a predicted model, not a curated record